GGUGGCCGUUGAUGGUUGUAGCACCAACCGCAGGCCAGACAUGGAAGGUGAAACCCCACCAACUAUAAGAAAACUAAUGGUGGUCGCUGACCCGACGCCGCAGUCAGCCGCCGCCCUCCAGUACGCAAUUUCCCAUGCAGUGCUGGAACAAGACGAGCUCAUCCUCGUCCACGUUGAGAACCCUAAUUCAUGGAAGAACACGUUCUCUACCUUCCUCAGGAGGCCAAGUCUUUCGUCUAGCUCCACUAGCUAUCUUUCUGAAGGAGGAAUAGGUGGAGGAGGAGGAGGAGCAGGUGGUGGUGGUUCGGGAGGCGACGUUGAUUUCUUGGAACAGAUGAAGCGCGCAUGUGAGAUUGCUCUACCGAAGGUUCGGGUGCGAUCAGAAAGAAUAGAAAUGGAUGGGAGGGACAAGGCAAAUGUGAUUAUUUCCAGAAGCAAAAUGCUUGGAAUUGAUAUUAUCAUCAUAGGGCAGAAGCGGAGUCUCUCCUCGGCAAUUCUCGGGCACAAGCGGGCCAGCGGGUCAAUGAAAGGGGCAAAAGCUAUUGACACAGCGGAGUUUUUGAUUGAGAACAGCCCGUGCACUUGCGUCGGCGUCCAAAAGAAGGGCCAAAACGGAGGCUAUCUUCUCAACACUAAAUCCCACAGAAACUUCUGGCUCCUAGCUUGAUUAACCCAUUUUCAUCCAAUUACCAAAUUCAAAGUCUGCUAAAGAUAUCUAAAAAUUUGCUGCCAGAGAUUUAGUACACUU
Messenger RNA from Rubroshorea leprosula, 748 nucleotides. NCBI's taxonomy places the organism in Eukaryota, Viridiplantae, Streptophyta, Magnoliopsida, Malvales, Dipterocarpaceae. The record is from the annotation of a GenBank genome assembly.